This is a messenger RNA of Lolium rigidum, 645 nucleotides long. RefSeq names its product ubiquitin-60S ribosomal protein L40-like. Lineage: Eukaryota; Viridiplantae; Streptophyta; Magnoliopsida; Poales; Poaceae. The coding region runs from base 36 to 566 and encodes 176 amino acids. Gene Ontology annotation, biological process: translation; protein ubiquitination; modification-dependent protein catabolic process. The record is from RefSeq and is a predicted model, not a curated record. Gene Ontology annotation, molecular function: ubiquitin protein ligase binding; structural constituent of ribosome; protein tag activity. The transcript is spliced from 4 exons. Gene Ontology annotation, cellular component: cytoplasm; nucleus; ribosome.
CGUCGCUGCAUGAGGUGAUCCAACCCGGGCCGAGGAUGUAUUCCUACGUGGUGAUUACGUCCAUGAAACACCCAGGCACCAGCACCCCAACCACAACCCACGACGAGCGAGAGUUUUCAUCCAACAAACCGCCGGCCAAGAUGCAGAUCUUCGUGAAGACCCUCACGGGGAAGACGAUCACGCUGGAGGUCGAGAGCAGCGACACCAUCGACAAUGUCAAGGCCAAGAUUCAAGACAAGGAAGGCAUCCCGCCGGACCAGCAGCGGCUCAUCUUCGCCGGGAAGCAGCUGGAGGACGGCCGGACGCUAGCAGACUACAACAUCCAGAAGGAGUCGACGCUGCACCUGGUGCUCCGCCUCCGCGGCGGGAGCAGGGGCCAUUACAUCAUCAAGGAGCCCAACCUGCUGCAGCUCGCGCUCAAGUACAACGAGAAGAAGAUGGUCUGCCGCAAGUGCUACGCCCGCCUCCCAGCUCGCGCCACCAACUGCCGCAAGAAGAAGUGCGGCAGCACCGGAGAGAUUAGGGCAAAGAAGAGGUUCAUCAGCAAGACCAAUACGCUCAACUGAAGAAGUCGUCGAGGACAGAAAAUUAGAAUAGAUUCGCUCUAGCUAGUUAUGUUUUGGUGGCCUCAACUUUAUAUACCAG